Molecule: messenger RNA, 2303 nt
Organism: Onychostoma macrolepis
Lineage: Eukaryota; Metazoa; Chordata; Actinopteri; Cypriniformes; Cyprinidae
Gene: crip2
Product: cysteine-rich protein 2
Exons: 8
Coding region: 97-717 (206 amino acids)
Source: RefSeq, a predicted model, not a curated record
UUUCAGUAGAUGCGCUCCCGCUCUCAAGCCAUUGGUCGACUUGCGCGCGUGGAAGACAAACCUGACGCUGAGUGAGAGGAUCCAGUUCAAGAGACGAUGGCUUCGAAGUGCCCUAAAUGCGAAAAGACUGUUUAUUUUGCUGAGAAAGUGUCAUCACUGGGGAAGGAUUGGCACAAGUUCUGUUUGAAGUGUGAGCGCUGCAGUAAGACCCUCACCGCGGGUGGCCAUGCUGAGCAUGAUGGGAAACCAUACUGCCACAAGCCAUGCUAUGCUGCCCUCUUUGGGCCAAAAGGUGUGAACAUUGGGGGUGCAGGCUCGUAUGUGUAUGAGGCUCCCGCCAACUCCUCCCCACCUGCAUCCACCGUGGACUCUGCACCCAAACCUCAGGAGAAAUGGGUCCCGGCAUCUUCAAGGCCGCCAUCUAAAGCUGGAAGCAUCACCACCUUCUCUGGGGAAGCCAACUUGUGUCCCAGAUGCAACAAGAAGGUCUAUUUUGCUGAGAAGGUGACGUCACUGGGGAAGGACUGGCAUCGUCCAUGCCUGCGUUGUGAGAGAUGUAGUAAGACCCUGGCAGCUGGCAGCCACGCAGAGCACAAUGGUCAGCCCUACUGCCAUAAACCAUGUUAUGCUGUCCUCUUCGGCCCAAAAGGUGUAAACACUGGUGGCGUUGGCAGCUACAUCUAUGACAAGGAGGCCAACACAGAGGCCCAGCCUUGAUUUUCAAUCCUUGGGAAGCCCAACUUCACUAUAAUAACAGCCACUACCAGUACCUCACGCACUUUCACAUAUGCCCCACUUUUUGCCUUAUCACGGAUAACCUGUGCCAGCUUGGACCUUUCUGCAGAAAAGUGACGCCACAUACUACAAUCAUGCCUUGAGCUCCAGCUGCACCACUGACAGUCCCUUGGCCUCUUCUUUUUGGUCCACUUGAUAGUCCUCUACCCCAAUUCCAACUAUCCCCAAUAAGAGGAAAAUUUGAACUGGUUAAUCAUUUCUGAUUUGUCCUAUGAUUAAUUUAAAGGUAAUUUAUUUAAUUGUAUACAGUAUCUUUGUUUUUCAUUAUCAUUAAAACGCUGUAUUGUCAGCCUGAUCUCACGGCAAUUCGUACAUAUUUUACGAGGUGGCUAAUUUGUUUGAAUCCGUACAAAUUCAUACGAUUUUUGCUAAAUUGUACGUAUUUUACGAGUUGCACAAUUUGUACGAAUGACCUACACCUAACCAAACCUACCUGUCACUGGGGUCUAGACAAAUUGUACGAGUGAGGUUGUAUGAAUUAACCACCUCGUAAAAUACGUACGAAUUGGUCGUGAGAUAGCGUUGGUAUUGUAGCUCCUCUACAGAGGAAAAACUAAGAUCCCUACUUAUACAGUACUGCAUGUACAGUAGGAUGUUUGUGUAAUGUGUGUUCUAGUAGCAGAUAAAACAACAGAAGUUCACUGAAGGAGUUUUGUUUUAUGAAGAGGAUCCGGGCUGUUUGAAAUGCCUGCUGACAGAGAGAUGAAUCUCGCCUUAGAGGCUCCACGCAGGUGCGUUCAGGAGCACAUCAUCAUAAAUCUGAAAAAUAUUCCCAAACCCAGAUUUACUUUUUGGCCAUAUGGCAACAUUCUUAAGUUUAAACAUUUUUAGAGAAGGUCUGCAGGAUGUAUGCAGACAAUAAAGUGAAACGGCCAAGCUCUUAUUUUUAAGGGGAGGACGGAUCCUGCUCCCAGAGGGCCACUGUCCUGCAGAGUUUAGCUCUAGUUCUAAUUAAAUACACCUGAACCAGCUAAUCAAGGUCUUCCAGAUUACUAGAAACUUCCAGGCUGGUGUGUUGGGACAGGAUGGAGCUAAAAUCUGCAGGCCCUCCAGGAGCAGGUCUGGAUACCCCUUGAUUUAUGGGGUAGCUAGUUGAAGUCCACAGGGACAGAUGGGAACAAGGGUGUAUGUGAUUGGUGAUUGGUGCUUGGUGACCAAGUAGCUGCAGCUAAUAUUUCUGAUGCCAAUCUAGUACCGUUACAUGACGCAUGGAAACGGAUUAAGGAAAAGAUAUGAAAAAGCUUUUGUAUGGUUUGUGAUUCGAAUAUUUUAAACGAACCCCAGUUUCUCAAAGUGUUGAAACUGAAAGAUUAUGUUUCCUAUUAGUUCUUUAGUUUGUUGAAAAUUCGACUAUACAUUCUUUCUGAAUGUGCAUUUGUACUCUCUUUUGUUGUUCUAAUAUUUUUUUUGCUGUAUCAGGCCUUUGUUCUUUGGAGAACUUUCUCAUGCAGAGUCUGCACGUCAAGUCCUGCUGCUUCUGUAUGUUUAAUCCCAUAUUAAAGUUUACA